AAAACAUGAUAUUUUCUGUUUGGAUACUUUAAAAUGAAAUGAAAUGAAAAACAAAACUGCAGAGAGGUAGAAAUUUGAAAAAUAAUAAUAAUCAUUAUUGAUUACCGUGUUGAAGUUUAAUCGCAGUUAAGAAGUUUAGAAAUACCGAACAAUGAUAUAUUCUGUUAUUCAACUUCUAUUAUUUAUUCAAACAAUAAUGUAAAUAGCAAGCAAUCAUUUUAUGAAGUUAAAGAAAGUAUUCACUUCACAUUCUUAAGUUAGUGGACACUCUCCACUUUUCUAUAAAGCUGGUGUUAAAUCUGCUAUUGAGUGCAUUUUUUCUCGCUGCUGCAUACAUUAUGGAUUUAGAAAUAGCAGGAGCGUUUUGUUUUAUGCCAUUACUGAUGGUGAUAGCCGCUCAGGGAUGGGCUUGGAUGAUCUGUGUAUUUGUUUGUUUACCUUUAUUUUUUAUAAUUUAUUAUUACAAAAUAGCUUCAAAAUCGCGGACUCGAUUGUUUUUUGGUUGGAGUCUUGUGUCGUUCUUUUUUCUUCUUGCCAUAUUUGAAUUAGAAGUUGUACCCUAUUUAGAAAUUCUUUUCAUUGAGAAUUUUGUUCUCAUGUGUUUUGUUGCCUGUAUGUGCUUGUGUGUAUUUUUUGUCAAGUCUAAUUCUCAGACGACUCUUCCCAUUGCAAUAACCUCUGACAGAUAUGAGUCUAAAAGUGAGAUAAAAAAGAUCAGAUGUGAAGCAUGUGCUUGUGCUCAACCUUCAAGAACAUAUCACUGUGAGUUGUGUGGAUUUUGUGUCCAUAAAAGAGAUCACCAUAGCAUCUGGUUGGAUACCUGUAUUGGCUCCAAAAAUCAGAAAUAUUUCAUGGGGGCUCUGAUUGCAUUACUUUUGUCAUGCUUUUAUAGCAGCAAUUUGACUUUAACAACGAUUUGUCAUCCAACUCUCCUGGGAGGAAUACUUCUUGUCCCAGAUGAUUGCAGUGAUGUUUUUGGUGACAUACAUAUUUCCAUUUGCUUUGUGAGUGCUGUUUACACGCUGAUGAUAGCAGCUCUUGGAAUUUUCCUUCUUUCUCAACAAUUUUGGCUCAUAUCCCACAAUACAACAUUCCAAGAAUGGAAACAAGGGCAAAUGGGCCUAUACAGUAAUGGAUGCUUCCGAAAUGUCUGGGAAUUUUUCUGUGGUUACACCUAGACUGUGGUGUUAAAAAAAAGUAUAUAAAACAAUUGUAUGUAAAUGUCACACUUUAUUUCAUGUAUAUAAAAAAUAUGUUUAUUUUAUAUUUAUUGACAGAUUUUAUUGAAGGUGUUUUAAUUUUUUUGAUCUGAUGGGAAGUUUUGUUUAAAAUGGAGGCUUUUUAAAAUUAUUGACCAGAAUCUGAUUAUUUAGAGGUCACAAAAGAUUAGGCAGCUCCUUUUUUGGCUUUCACAAAACUGCAAUAUGUGUAUUAUUUGUUGAGAUAUUUCAAAUUAUGAUUUCAAAAAUAUUUGUAAGAGUGAUGAAAAAUUAAUAUUAUUAAGUAUUAAUGUUAAAAUAUGAGCGCUAUUUUACCAUAAAAUAGUCAAAUUUUUCAUAUUUCAAAUCUCACUGUUAUUUGUUAGAACUAGUUUUCCCACAACUACUGAAAAAUGAAAUAGAUGUCAGUUUCUAUGAAACAUAAAAUGUAAUGUGCAUCUAGCACUCAUAAUAAUUAAACAAUUUAAAAAAAUUGUUAUUAAUAUAUAAAAAAAGAAACUUAAUCUGAAUGUGAGUAUCAACUAUUCCUGUAUAAAUAUCUACAAAGUCUAUAUAACACCAUCAAGUCAAGAAUAAAAGUCGCACAAAAAAGAUCUAAGAUUAAUUGCACAUCUUACUUGUCAUUUAUUUUAUUAUUCAUCUUACAAUUUAAUGGAUGACAUGUUUUCUAUAAGUUGUAUGGCAACUUCAUAAAUGGAAGCUAAUAUAUUUUUAAUCCUCUCAUUGUGAAUAAUAUGAUUCACUAUUAAAAUAUAUUUCAGGUUUCUAGAAAUUUCACUUGUCAGAGUGGUUUUGAAAUUGAAAAUAUGCUGUCAAAGUUUCAUUUUUGUGAUUAUAAAAGACAACAUCUCUAGGCACACUGUAUAAACAUGGCACGACUUUAACUGUAGUUUAGCUGAAGCUUAAUAUUUAGCAGUUAAUCAUUUACAGAAUAAUUUGAUGAAUUUGGAGAUUGUAAUUUAAAUUCUUAGUUGGGAUUUUUUUAAAUAUUUUUUAUUUUAAUAGAAAGGAAUGUCAAAGUUAGUAAAA
Messenger RNA from Argiope bruennichi, 2249 nucleotides. RefSeq names its product palmitoyltransferase ZDHHC23-like (gene GABPI). The transcript is spliced from 3 exons. Gene Ontology annotation, cellular component: Golgi apparatus; endoplasmic reticulum. The record is from RefSeq and is a predicted model, not a curated record. Gene Ontology annotation, biological process: protein targeting to membrane; peptidyl-L-cysteine S-palmitoylation. NCBI's taxonomy places the organism in Eukaryota, Metazoa, Arthropoda, Arachnida, Araneae, Araneidae. Gene Ontology annotation, molecular function: protein-cysteine S-palmitoyltransferase activity. Bases 339 to 1178 code for a protein of 279 amino acids.